Impatiens glandulifera is the source of this 1429-nucleotide messenger RNA. Its product is annotated as GATA transcription factor 28-like. Gene Ontology annotation, biological process: regulation of DNA-templated transcription. Bases 257 to 1237 code for a protein of 326 amino acids. Lineage: Eukaryota; Viridiplantae; Streptophyta; Magnoliopsida; Ericales; Balsaminaceae. The record is from RefSeq and is a predicted model, not a curated record. Gene Ontology annotation, molecular function: protein binding; sequence-specific DNA binding; zinc ion binding. The transcript has 7 exons.
AACACCCAAUUGCAAUUUGCGAUUGCAAUCUCCUUCUGCGCCCUAAUCACUUUGUCAUCUCUCUCUCUCUAAGAUAUAUAUAUAUAUAUAUAUGUGCAUGUAUAUCUAGAGAUUCAUAUUUUAGCACCAUUUUGAUUGAUCGCAAAUUGAAUUCUAGGGUUCACCAAGGUUUCUUUUUCCCUAAAACGUCUCUUCCGUCGUCCAAUUCGUGCGGUUAAUGAGUUAAAAUCAUUUCUGGACCUGUAAUGCGUGAAGAAUGCAGGAAACGGAUAUCCAACACUCUAUGUACGCAACGGACUCCAUGGAUGUACAGGAGCAUCAGCAUCAACAAGAGAGUCAGAUUGAGGACGAAGGAGGGGACGAUGUCGCAGGGGGUGAGUCUAUAGAUAAUCCUCAUAUCCGGUUUGACUCUCACUCCAUCCAUGAUGGAGGUGAUGUUGUCGUUCCGAUGAAUGACAAUGCCCAUAAUUCUCAUGUUUUAUACUCCACUGGCACUGAAGUUCCUCUAGCUGUUGGCGGUAGUUCCGUUGAUCAGCUUACAUUGUCUUUCCAGGGGGAGGUUUAUGUUUUUGAUGCUGUUACACCUGAAAAGGUGCAAGCAGUUUUAUUACUUUUGGGCGGAUACGAGGUGCCGACUGGAACUCCAACCAUUGGUGCAACUUCACAGAAUCCAAGGGCAUUGGAUGAUUUCCCUUGUAGAUCAAGUCAACCACAAAGGGCUGCCUCUUUGAAUCGAUUCAGAGAGAAGAGGAAAGAAAGAUGUUUUGACAAGAAAAUCCGCUACACUGUGAGGAAAGAAGUCGCACUCAGGAUGCAGAGGAAGAAAGGUCAGUUUACCUCAUCCAAGUCAAUAUCAGAUGAAGGCACUUCAGAUGGUGAUGGAACACAGGGUGGUUUACUUCAGACUACAGCACACGAGGAGCAGGAAACAUUAUGUAGUAAUUGUGGGGUAAACUCAAAAUCUACACCAAUGAUGCGGCGUGGACCAGCUGGACCAAGAACAUUAUGUAAUGCAUGUGGACUUAAAUGGGCUAAUAAGGGAGUCUUGAAGGAUCUGUCAAAGGUACUACUAAGUGGAGGUGGUGGUGGUGGAGGAAACAUUCAUAUGAAUAAUAACAAUAAUAUAAAAGCCAAAGAACAGAAUGUGGUUGAAGGUAAUAAUAGCGAUAUUAUUACGGUUGUGUCUGCUCCCCCAAGCAAUAAUAAUAUGGGUAAAAAUCAUCCCCAGCAGCUCUAGUACUAGUAAGCUGUAGUAUCUUCUUCUAGCCACCACCGGAUUGGAUUUGUAUUUGAAAUGUCAAAUUAUUAUUAUACACUACUUUAAGAUUAUUUUUAAUUUUGAAGCGUAAGCUCUUGAGGAUGAUGGUCUGUAACUAAGUACUAUUACUACUACAUUUGUGUUGUUGUAUAGUGUUUGUUACUCCACCUA